GGGAACCGGGCACUGGGAACCGGCACCGGGAACCGGGCACCGACCCCGGAGCUCCCCGGUUCCCCUCGGCCCCGCCGGCACCUCCCAGUGCCCCCCAGUCCCUCCCAGUGCCCAGGACCGGAGAGUUCGGGGGGGACACCGGCUGGGGGGACACCGGGGGUCACCGGGGGGUCCGUUGGGGGACACCGGGGGACACCGGGGGUCACCGGGGGGGUCCGUUGGGGGACACCGGGGGACACUGGGAGGAGCCACUGGUCGUUACUGGUCCCCGAUGGGCCCCGCGCGCCGCCGUUGCCGCUUGAGGGGGUCCGGGGGCGCCUCCCGGUCGCCGCCGCCGUUACCGGGAGGGGAGGGGCCGGGAGGGCGGGGCCAUGCCCAUGGGGGGCGGGGCCUCUCGCCGGGACCGGCGGGUCCGGCCCCCGCCGCCACCGGAAGGGCCCGGACCGGCCGCCGCCGCCAGCAUGAGCGAGCGGCUGCUGUGCAGCGCCCGCGCCUCGGUGCUGCUCUACGACGAGGGGCAGCGGCAGUGGGUGCCGGCGGGGGGGCCCCCCCCGGGCCCCAGCUGUGUCCAGCUGUUCCACCAGCCCGGCAGCCGCGCCUUCCGCCUGGUGGGGCGGCGGCUGCAGCCCGAGCAGCAGGUGGUGCUGAACUGCCCCCUGGGCCGGGGGCUGCGCUACAGCCAGGCCACGGCCCAGUUCCACCAGUGGCGCGAGGGCCGGCGGGUCUGGGGGCUCAGCUUCGCCGCCCCCCCCGAGGCCGCCCGCUUCGGCGGGGCCGUGCUGCGGGCGCUGCAGGCGCUGGACCUCGGAACGCCGCCUUCGUGGCCGGAGCCCGACGGUUCCGCCCCCCCCCCGGAGCAGCCGGACAGGGUGGUGAUGGAGGAGUCUGAGCGCCGCGGGACGGCUGCAGGACCCCCGGCUGCGCCCCCCCCGCCGCCCCCCGGCCCUCCCCCACCCCCGGGCCCCCCCCGCCGCCCCGGCCCCCCCCCUCCCCCCCCCCCGGGGGGUGCCCCCGGCGCCGCCGCCGCUGCCGGGGGGGGCGGGGGGCGGCCCGGAGGGGGGGGGGCGGUCCCCGGGGGGGGUCCCGGGGGGGUCUCCGGCUUCGCCGCCGCCAUCGCGGGGGCCAAACUCAGGAGAGUCGGGAAG
This is a messenger RNA of Vidua macroura (Pin-tailed whydah), 1145 nucleotides long. Its product is annotated as vasodilator-stimulated phosphoprotein-like. The record is from RefSeq and is a predicted model, not a curated record. Gene Ontology annotation, molecular function: profilin binding; SH3 domain binding. Lineage: Eukaryota; Metazoa; Chordata; Aves; Passeriformes; Viduidae. Gene Ontology annotation, biological process: actin cytoskeleton organization; positive regulation of actin filament polymerization; neural tube closure.